AUGCUCUCUGGAAUAUCGCUUCCUCAGUCCUAUAAACUAGGACGCACACCUAACCGAAGAUGGCGCUCAUUGGUUCUGGUGGUCUAUGUACUAAUAGUACCAGACUCGGCCUCUUGGCUUUUUCCUAUUCCUGGCGUUACUUUACCCUUCUACUGGAUUACCGUAGUUGCUCUUAUCACCGGGAUCGACAAGACUUCUUGGGUUUUAGUUAUGGCUGGUGUCCUCAAAGAGAUCGACUGCUAUCUGUCAAGUGACCUUCGAAAACAGUUGUUAUUGCUUUUCUACAAAAACCGGUCAAACGAUAGAGUGAUGGAAAACGAGCACGUCAAGGAAUGUAGAAUGAAAGCCACUCUGGAUCUUCUAGAAAUGAAGGUGGAGAAUGGCAAGAACCCGUCUGUCGGUCAUGAACCCAAUCAAAGUGACUCCUACUUACUGCGUUCCGAAGUGUUAAAGCUUCCUUCAUCAGUCCUUGGGUAUUUUGUGAAUGAUGAAUGUCAUCUUGUUCCACUCGAAGGGGAUGCUCUUGUGAUGGAUACAGUGAAAGAACUUAUGAAAGAGAUGUCCCGUGUUCCGGAGGCUCGCGAAAGUGCCGGUGCUUCUCAGUCACAGACACCCAGUGUAGUCGUUUCAGCUCGCUUCAAGGUGUCUGACUCCGGUGAUUUGCGCGGACAAAUAGGUUCUCGUCGGAAGCCCACCGAUAACGAUCCGGAUGUGUUAUUUCGCACUCAGCAGAAUUUAGCGCUCUGGCGCCCUGUGAAGUACCGGCGCUUUGUGCCGGGUGAUGCAUUCGAAUGUCGGAUUCCUCUGCUGUAUCCAUACGAAGACAAUGAGAUGGCUGGUCAGACAAGCAGCGGUCCUCGACAAGAGGACUAUACCUCCUCCUUGCUGUCGUCUCUUGCUCCUACGCCCGCAAAUCCCACUCGCGUGGAACCCGCCAAACAGCCCACCUUGGAGGAGAUCAUUCAGGCCCUCAUGCUCAAAGUACAUGUGAUCCGGUUUAACAAACUUGUUGGCUGUGUCAGAGAGCGCUUUCACGACCCGCAUCAGGUGACAAAUGCCGCAGUGUUACAUCAUGUACAGAAAGUUGCUGUCCUUGUCCGGGGAUGUGAGCCUCCUCCCCCCGGUUCGGAAACCGAACGGGAAUCCUUGAAACCGCGCAUUUUGGAAGCGCUAAUUCAAGUCGACGCCCGCCUCUUAAAACUGAUGUGGCCCACUGACAAAGACGCUAGACCGGAAGAGAUGUUAUUCGCGAGCAAAGUUGCAGGGUCAGAGUGUGGAGUCAUUUCCGAGGAAACCCACCGACUACGUGAUUUGGUUUUGGAAACGUGCGAGAAGCAGCCAUUUUUUCGGGUAAAGGAUUUAUAUGACCGCUUGGAGGAAAUGGGAGUACCAAAACCUUCUCGGAAAAUUUUGUGCUCCGUACUCAAGCACUAUUGUGUCUACAAACAUAAUCGGUACUACCUCCGUCACACCUUAUUUGAUUCCUAG
This is a messenger RNA of Dicrocoelium dendriticum, 1488 nucleotides long. NCBI's taxonomy places the organism in Eukaryota, Metazoa, Platyhelminthes, Trematoda, Plagiorchiida, Dicrocoeliidae. The record is from the annotation of a GenBank genome assembly.